Oikopleura dioica is the source of this 8361-nucleotide messenger RNA. Lineage: Eukaryota; Metazoa; Chordata; Appendicularia; Copelata; Oikopleuridae. The record is from the annotation of a GenBank genome assembly.
AUGGAAAGAGAGAUACAGUCGGAAAUCGAAGAAUACAGGGCGAAAUGCGAGGCUUUGAAGAGUACUUGGCUGGCGGCCAAUCAGAAUUUUCUUUACUUUCAGAAAAUGGCAUCAGAAGAUCUCGAGCAAGCGAAACAAAUCAUGACCGAAUCGCAGCUAGAAACCUGGGAGAACCUCCGGAAGCGGGAUACUGUCACUGAAGGAAGAAGGGAUAGUUACAGUGUCUACGCCAACGGAGAAACUAUUCCAGAGCCAAAGAAUCAAGAAGAAGAGGAAGAAGAAAAGUCAAAAUUCAAGCUCGUGAAAAAGUCAGAAAUCGACGCGCUAGAAUCUCGCCUCCAAGAUCUCAACGGCAAAAUACAAGCGAUCGGGGAUGUUGAUUUGAAAAGAACAAAUUGUGAAAUCGAGAAGACAGAGAGUUCCAUUGAAAAUCUUUACGCCUUGCUAGAAUUUGAAAAUUCUAUUUACGAAAGAGAACUGGAGAAUUACUCGGAAAUUGAGACGAAUUUCAGGGACCUAGAAGAAGCUGUCCAGGAUCGAGUAGAAGAACUUUCUUUGGAAUUCAACGCCUCUGAGAAAUUCCGCCAACUGCGAGAAUACGACGAAAUCAUCAAUCGAAACAAACGAGCUAUCCAUGAGCGUCUUGAAAAAAUUCGAGAAUCGCGAAAAAGCCAAAAGCGCGAAGCAGAAAACGCUCGAAAAGAAGCAAGAAUCGCCGCACUCGCCCGGAGCGAGUUUCAAAACAUUCCAGAAGCGAAGAUGAGCUUUUUGAACGCGUCGCAUGCGAAACAACGGCUGGAGAUCAUUUUGGCCACGGAGGUUUCUUCCAGGGAAAAAUUGGAGAAGGUCUUUUUGGAUGAUAGAGCCGGAAUUGAGGAAAAUAUUAACAAAAUGCUCAUAGACGCGCACGAGCGAGAAUCCGCCCACAAAGAAAAACUCGACAAGCUCGAACAACUCGUCGCCGAAGAAAAACAGUUCCACGAAGCCCAAUCCAUCGAGCGAUCCUGGCAUCAGGAAAACCUUGAGAAGCUGAAAAAAGAUUAUCUUCGGAAGAAAAAAGAGAAAGAAGUGAAGAUCAAAAAUCUAACUGCCGAAAUUCAUUUAAUGGACGAUCCAGACAGUUGGGAUGAGAACAUACACGUCCCUUACGAGUUUAGUUUUGACGGGAUGAAGCCAGAUCCACGAGCGAAAUUGCGAUCAUCAGAUGUCGAGCCAUUAAUUAAGGCGCUAGAACAAUCGGAUGUGCGAAUCAACAACCACUUCCCGAUCAACCUGUCGGAGAACGACCAAUUAUACACGGAGCUGGUGAAAUUCGUCUACAACAAGUCCAAAAACAUCAUCGAAACGCCCGACUCCUUGGAAAACGUCGGGAUCAAUUUGAACGAAGAUCAAGUGAAAGACAUCACCUACAAACUCACCUCCGUCAUUUUGAACACUUCCGACCCUGUUGACGAACUCAAUAAGCUCUCCCUACGAGACCAGCCUUCGAACGUCUGCGGCCGCAUUUUCGCCCGAGGCGAGUACCUCUACACUUGCAAGGACUGCGGCGUUGAUCCGACCUGUGUCAUGUGCCCAGCCUGUUUCAACGCUUCCGAACACGUGAACCAUCGUUACAGAGUCUCGCGAUCAGGGGGUGGUGGAGGAACUUGCGAUUGUGGCGAUCUGGAAGCUUGGAAAGAACAUCCAGCGUGUCGGAAUCACUCGAAAAAGGCCCAGACAGAAGUUUCUGAUGGAGACAAAGAUCUGCGAAAGAGAAUCAAAACCUUGUUCGCUCAAGUUCUUCGACUAGCUGUGGAAAUCUUGUACUCUGAUAUUUGCAGAACCGACGAUGUUUCUGGCGCUUUAAAAUCGAUCAUUGAACAGUGGGAAGUUGUGAAAACCGAGGAGGAGGAAUGCGCGUUGAUUUUAUACAACGACGAGGUGCAUUCAUAUGACGAGGUCGAACGAAUGCUCAAAAUGGCAGUGCAAGCAAACUCCGAACAAGCCCAUACUUACGCAACUCACAUCGACAAGAGAGGAAGAACCAGUCUUCUUACAGGCAGCCGUGAAAAAUGCGAAGAGGUGCUGAAAGUGAUCAGAACUGGAAAAGACAAAUUGAUAAAAAUCAAGCUCCUCAUCAUCGAUUCAAACAUUCUAGCGCUGCAAGAAGUUGCAUUCAAACUACUGAGCUGGAUGAAUUGGCUCUCGGGAAAGGGGGAAAUUUUCAGAAUCGCUUUUUGUGACGCUUAUCUAUCCUCUGGCUAUUCAAAAAAGAUAAAAGUUCGUAACGCCGAAUUCUGGGAAUACGAAAAAGAUCAACCUUUUAUCACACACAUCAUGAUCUCGGACAUUGGCACCUGGAAAGCUGUCCGCUCAAUUAUGAUGAAAAACUUGCUCGAAACAAUGCUCAAAGAUCCCGAAAACAAAAUGAAAGUAGCUCAGUUCUUCACAGAGCACUAUCAAACGAUUUACGACAACUUCUUCCACCGCGACGAUCAUGAUCAGCAAUUUUCAUCGAGCUCGAUUUCAGUUCAGAUUUUCACCACACCGACGGUCGUAAAAGAACUGAUGCAGUUCCACAAGCUGUUUGAGAAGAUCGGCAAAAUGACGUAUGACUGGUACUUUCCGACAAACAAGACUUCCGGAAUGAGGGAUCUCAAGAAUCUAACAGAGAGAAGGCCGGGGAAUCGGAGCAAUUGCUAUCCGAUAGACAUCACCUACAUUCUCCACAACCCGCCGGUGACGGAAGACGAGCAGUUCAGAAAAACCAUCAAGGAGGGCAUCUUCUGGUUGCUGGAGAUGUUCCGACUCUUCGAAGCGCGCGAGGGCGUAAAAUGGUCCCACAAGCAUCACGUCGAAGAAGAACCAGACUGGGAGAACUUAAUGACCUUCAUCUUCUCCGCUCAAGGAACUUAUACAAAACUUCUCCAGUGGGCGCGACGCGACGAGUAUGUUUCAAAUUACUGUAUCGAGACGAUUCUAGCACGGUAUCUCGAAACAAGCAACGAUGAGUUUCCUCCAAAGUCGUUCAACAGAAAAGUUCUCAACCAAAUGUUCAAUUUUAUUCCGAUCGAUGUCCAGACUAAAAAAGUUCACAUUUACAAUAUGUAUUCGCGUAUAUUUACUUAUUGCAUGUCAUCGCCAGAAAUCUCUUCAAAAUAUAAUGAAAAACAAAUUGCCUACAGUUGCCAUAAGUCGAUAGAAUCUCUUUGCGUAUCAGCCCAAUCCAAAGCUGGUUUUUGGAAGAAAAAUGGGCAGAGCCACCAGUUCACGAUGUUCUACUAUUCUGACCAAAGAUGUAAGCGCCUCCUCUUCAAUAUGGAUCUCCAAGCUGCUCAGUUGAUGGUGAGUCAGCAAGACCCGAAUGAAUUCCUUGCCAUGUUCAUCGACGCCGUCGGACUCAACAAUGCGUGGUUGUUCAACAACGAUCCAGAAAUCACUUCAGCUUCGAUUUCCGAAGAUACGAAAUUCAUUAAAAAGGAUCAGUUGCUGAAGCAAAUGGCGAAAGAGUCUACUUACAUGCCCAGUUUGCUCGAUGAAUUCCUCUUGAUCUUAAUCCGCAUUAUCUCUGAACCUUUCAUGGAAAACUCGACAAUUUCAAGAGGGCAGCGGGUUCGAAGAUCGUUGAUUCACAUCCUGGCACUUGAUUAUCUUCCGUGGUCGAAAAUCAAAAAGAAGCUCGAUCACCAGUGGGACGCCGACGUGGCUUCAGAAGCAGAAGAACUUCUCGAAGAGCUGAGCCAAUACAAGAAUGUAAAAGGAGUUCGACAUUAUUCCCUGAAAGCAGUUUACGCAAAAGAGUGGGACCGAUUCUACAUCGGCUACGAAAACGCGGAACAAUCCAAGUCACUAGAACACGUCAAUCACUUGUUGAAAUCGGAACCGAAAGGGCUCAAGGACACCAUUUUCAUUCCUAAGAAACGUUUUGAUCACCGAGCUCCGUUUGACAAAGCCCUUGGCUUGCUGGACUGUGAUUUGUUCAAGAAACUGACAGGUCUUGUUCUAAAGCUGGAUGAUCCACUUGCUUCAGCUGUUGAAAAGCUUGGAUAUCUUCUAGCUCUAGCAUUAUUACACGGCCGUGGCGGUUGGAUAAAAGAGCAAGGGGUAGACAAAGAGCUGGCGAAAUGGGGAGACGAGAAUUCAGGAGGAAAGACGACCUUCCCAUGGCUAGAGUGGAUCCAGAAUCAAGUCGGGAAUGCAUCAGAUGGCGCCGCAAAGGCAGAAGACUCGAAAUCCGAGUGGAAGAAACGCGCCGCCGCUUCCCGAGCAGCUCUCUUGGCAAAAAUGAAAAAACAGCAGUCCAAUGCAAUGAAAAACUUCUCCCACGACAUGACAAAAAGUUUCGAAGAAGAAACGUCGGAGGAAACAAUGGGCGAGGAAGACAACGAGUUUCAGGUCGCUCCAGAGAUCACCGAGUUGUUUCUCGACAGGGAUGAUAAGUUUUCGAUGUCUAAGAUCAACACGAUCGAUGAUGUCUGGACCUGUAUCUUGUGUCAAUCUGAUUCGCAGGUGGAAUCUGAGUCUGAUGAUCCACUGCUGAUGCUUGGUUAUUUCGAGGAAUCGACUGUCCUCGAUCGUUACAAAACUCGCGAGGAAAUUCUCCACGACCACGAGCUUUUUCUCGACCACGAUUGGGCCCGACCUCUUGAUGCCAAGUGUGGAACUCAUUUGACCACAUGUGGUCAUGUCUUGCACCACAGUUGUUUUGAAAAAAGCCUUGAGAUCGCGAAGAACCAGGAGAAUCGCUAUUCGCAGAUAAGAUUCCGAGAGGGAAGCUGGAAGUUGCCAAAAGAGUUUACCUGCAUGCUUUGCUCAAGAAUAUGCAAUACAGUCAUGCCACUGAUUGAUAGAGCGACGCACAAGAGGCUUAGAUUCGAGCCCAAAAGGAAUAUCACCAGCAUUGCGGAGAAACCAAAGACAGUCGGGCAGAAAAUCGACGCGAUGAAAAAAGAAGAAACCUCGACAAAAAUGAGCAAAGACAUAAAAUUCUUCGAGUGGCUUUCGGAACUUCAAGAUGAAUUCGGAUUUCCAAAGAAGCAUCAGCCCCAGAAUUAUGUCGUCAGUCUCGGGACAAUCGACAUGGGAGAAGCUGGCGAUAAGACUUAUAAGGAGAAACAGUCAGCAGCUGAUCUGAAUGAUAAUGACGAGGAGGAGAGUACCGUUGACGAUUUGAACAGAGGCUUUGUUGAGGAGAAGAGCACGGUUGGAGAAAAGUCCACUACGAAUCACUCCUUCGACUCUGAAAAUUGCGAUGAAGAGUCAAUUGGCAGCACGGAUUCGGACGCGCCGAGAAUGUCAAAAUUCUCCCGAAUUGUCCACACUUACCGUGACAUCCACCAGAACUACGAGAAAAAUGGAAACGGUCAUUUUCAAACUGCUUCGUACUCAAUUGCCGCUGCGGAAGCGCUGCUGCGAUACGAUAACAAACCGCUGAUGGGUUCUCUCCCUGUCAGAAAAGACAAAGGGCUGGAGUUUCUGAUCCGAAGCGCGCUGUACCUUUUUGGCAGUGCCGAAACAGGAAAAGCUGAAGAUGAAUAUCUCUCAUCAACGCGACAGGAAGCCAGAGUAAUCAUCAAAAACAUCAUCGCAGAUCCGCGAAUGACUUACGAUGUCCCGGCACUCCUCACUCUUGAUCUUUUCCACGUUUAUCUGACUCUCUUACUCGACUUACCUUACCUCGACCAUCUCAAGCCACUUCAACACCAAAAAAUUGCAGACAAGUUCUUUUUCCGUCUUAUUCUCGCUGCCCAAAUCACCCAAAUCGCACUUUUUACCUCCAACUCCAUCAUCUUCGAGGAACCUGAAGUCUUCACCGAAGUUGACGAUUGCCAAGCAUCGGUCUUCGCCUACCUGGUCUAUCAACUACGUAGCCAUUACAGAGGCCUUGAACCGCUGCACGUAUCGCCGUUCAUGAUCUACCAGCACUUUAUCCAAUGUCUAACGCCGUUCGUUCGAAAGGUCUCUCUGUUGCUCAUGUAUUUGAAUCUUCUUGAACCGCCACCAGAGCUGUCUGAUGGAAGGACGUCUUGGGAGUCGAUGUGCCUCUGUCUUGGCAUUCCAGACUCACUUUGCGAGCUGUUCGAUGCUGAUGGUGGAGCCCUAGAGCCUUACGCCGAACGAUGGAUAAAACAACUCAUCUCGAGGGAAGACAAGUUUUCAUUGAAAAACGCCCUCAAAGAUGUAUCCUUCCCGCAGCUGAUCGAAAUCCCAUCACUAGCUACCUUGCCAUCUGACUACAGAAAUGUGCUGACAAUGGUCGCUGAAGCCAAAUCUGAGCCGAUAACGGUAGUCAAUCAAGAGAACGAGGAAAAUUCUGCAAAUAAUGCCGAAUCGAAGAAAACAAAGUCGAAUCAACAAAUCUGUCCGGCAAUUAAAAAUCCCGCCGUUUGCCUUCUCUGCAACAAGGUCGUUUGUGUCCUGUCUGAUUCUUACAGCGAGAAAAUUGACGAUACCAUCUACGGUGGCGGGUUACAUCAUGCAAUGACAUGCGGCCGUGGCAUAGGACUGUUCAUGCUUGUCGCAUUUUCCGACCGAAAUGCAUAUACCGACGCGAUUUUCCAAUUCUGCUCCGGCGUCAAAAUCAUUCUCCGAGAUCCCGAAGUAGUUGGAAUUCAAAGCGAUAUUCUCUUGCGAGGCGAUCUUUUCCGUCCGAGAAAUAUAAAACCAGUCCAAGUUGGGCUCGUUAACUUUGACUUGCCAUACGUUGAUUCACACGGGGAGCCUGAUCGAGGACUCAAAUCUGGUGCCAAACUUCUUCUAAGUUCAGAAAACUACGAACGCCUUCGGCGCGAGUGGCUAGCUCACGAGAUCUCAGAUUCAGUUUCCCGCGAGAUCGAGCUUAGCUCCAGCCGAACUCACUUGAUGUCCAGCCAUUGGCCGCCGGCUAGGUACUCUGGCAGUACGCCGGCUUUUCCGAAUCCACACAAUCAGAUGCCGAUGGGCGAUGCGACACCAGCGCAUCCAGUUUACAACGACUCUGACCAAUUCCAUGGACAAACGGGAGAACGAAGGUUUUCGAGAGAAGAAGACGAUCAUCGAGAUCAUGAUCGAAGUCGGGAUAGAGACAGUGACGAUUCAGAAGAAGACUUGGAAUUGAACGAAUUUGUUGACAAAAUAAAAUGCUUCCAAUCAAAAUCUGCCAAGAAAAUACGUAAAUUGAAAGAACAACUGGCCCAGAAAAACGAAAUAAUCUUCAAUUUACGAAAAGAGCUGACGAAAGCCCAGGACGAGCUGAAAGCCCAGAAUGCCUCAGACCCAGACCUUGAAGAGCUGCAAAUAAUCUCCCCAAGCAAAAAGAAGCGCGCAAGAAGGUCAAUGAACCAUGCGUCCAAUAGUUCAAAUUCUGAAGAAGAAGUUCUCUCCAGCGCGAAAAUUUCAUCUCGUUCGAAGAAAAUCCUGAAAAAGGAUGAAAAACCCAGCACAAAUAUCAGUACAAGUUCGAAUGGAAAUCAGAUGCUGGCGUCAAAACUACUCAACCUAAAGCCCAAAGAAACAUUACCUCUUCCGAAGAAAUCUCGUUCACAGGCGGACAGAAUUUCGACUAAAAAGCCCUCUGUUAGUCGUUCUCGCCAAUCUUCCAAACAAAAAACUCAAGACAUCUCCCAACACUUCAUCAAAAAGUCCUCCAAGAUUACUCCAGAAAAGUCGGCUCCACCAAAUAAUUCGUACUCGCCGUUAGAAGACAUUGAACUAAUCGACUCUUCCGAAGACGACGACAUGACGCAAAUUUCAUUGCUCCACAAAACUGGGAACCAAACUGAUACUCAACAUUUGAUGAACCCGUCGCCAGCAACUACAAAUGGAAUGAACAGUCGGCUAGGAAACUGGCUCAAGAAUGUGCAGGAAAACGCAAAGAAACGCAAGCACGCUGCUAGUCCUAAACCAGCUCGACAGUCACGGAGCAAAGCCGACUUGGAGUCGAUGAUAGCUGACGACGACGAGACAAUGUGUCAAACGUCAAAAAUCUACAGAGCUAGUUCCAAGUCACGAUCUCGAUCGGUUUCUCCAAAGCCCAGCUACUCCAAGAACGACGUUUCGGCAGAGGAGCUACUUUUCGGAGGAGCUAGCCAAACACCGAAAAGAGAAGAUUCCGAUACAGAGGAAAACGUAAUGGCGCAGAAAAAGAAGCAGCGAUUCGUUGGAAAUAUUCCAGUGGACACACAAGGGAGGAGAAUCAACGAAAAGAUAAAUUUCGAUUUGAUCGAACGAGCCAAGUUCAACCGAUUGAAUGAUUCCGAUCUGUUCCGCCAGCCUCCCUCUCCAUCCCUCGAUGGCAGUCAGUGGGAGCCUCGUUAUCCCGAAAAUAAUUUCGACAAUUUCUGGUGCACGGAUGAUGAUAAACGAUUGCCAAUUUCAAGUCAGCGAAGGCGACCUCAUAUUUGA